This is a messenger RNA of Macrobrachium nipponense, 1798 nucleotides long. Its product is annotated as nephrin-like. Gene Ontology annotation, cellular component: plasma membrane; cell-cell junction. Gene Ontology annotation, biological process: cell-cell adhesion. Bases 251 to 1798 code for a protein of 515 amino acids. The transcript is spliced from 12 exons. The record is from RefSeq and is a predicted model, not a curated record. NCBI's taxonomy places the organism in Eukaryota, Metazoa, Arthropoda, Malacostraca, Decapoda, Palaemonidae. Gene Ontology annotation, molecular function: cell adhesion molecule binding.
CGAAGACGGAGGAUAGGCGGAAGCCACCCUUCGGUGGGCGGUGACGGGAGAAGACGACGGCGCCCAUUACGAAUGCAGAGCCCAGAACGAAGUCUCGGGCGGUCUCCUGCUUGCGGAUGACGUCACGCUCAGCGUUCUCUACAGACCGUCACGGGUCGAAAUAACGGGUCCGUCCGUCGCAACGGCUGGUCGGGAGUUCGUCCUCAAGUGUGUCACUUCAAAGGCCAAACCGGUCGCCUCCAUCACCUGGAUGGUUCAUGGAGUCAAGGUGGCCCCAGUAUCCUCUGUGGUCAGCGAGGCUGAUGGUGGAGGCUGGGUGACCUCUUCUGACCUCAAGUAUCACCUAGAAAGGUCAAUGAAGCUGUCGGAGAUCACGGUGCAGUGCCAAGCGAGGAAUGGUGUCAGCGAAGAGGCCGUCACUGAGACCAGGGUCAUCAGCAUCAUGAAGCCCCCCGGGCAUCCCUUACUGAAGAUAGAGGGCAUGGAAGACUUGGUGGCAGGAGGGCGACUGAUCGUCUUCUGCACCAGCGAGGGAGGCAACCCAAAUCCGGGUAUCACAAUUUACAAAGACCGAAGGAAACUGGUAUCCGAUGUCAUGCAAGAGGGAACCGUAUCCAAAGCGAGGGCGUCGUUUGCGGUCACUGCUUCGGACAACGGGGUCAAGGUGACCUGUGAGGUCAGCAACCCUGCCCUCAAAACGCCCCUCGUGACUUCCACCAAGAUAAGACUGAAAUUCGCGCCGGGGGAGGUCAGCGGAUGGGUGAGGCCGAGCGAGGUCGAGGCAGGUAGCACGGCGACCUUGGUGUGCGAGUCUUCGUCGAGUCUCCCGGAAUCGGCUCUUUCCUGGCGCUCAGGGCCCCUGACGCUGCAGGGGGCCACUUCGACGUAUACCCAGGGGCUCUACGGCGGCACAGUCACCAGGUCUGAGAUGAAGGUGAAGGCUCUCAUCGAGGACAAUGGCAGGACCUUCCAUUGCGAUGCCCAGAACGGCCUGGGAGUCGUUCUCUCCACAAACAUAUCACUGAAUGUGCUGCAUGGGCCAGUCUGGAUGUCGGUGCCGAGCGGAACCAUCGACGUCCAUGAAAAAGAGGACCUGUUGGUGACGGCUUCGGCCUCUGCAAAUCCUCCGCCAGUUAAGUACAGCUGGUGGCACGGUCCUCUGGAAUUGGAGGGCCAAGUGGAGCCUGUCGCUGGAGGUGGAGGAGGAGGAGGAGGAGGAGGAGGAGGAGGAGGAGAGGGCCAACUGGAAGGGCGCCUUGAGAUGAGAAGGGUCCAUCGCCAGGAGUCCGGAGAAUACUCUGUCACUGCCACAAGUCCCAGGGGAACCACCACCGCUUCCUUCGUCAUUAAUGUCCAGUACGGUCCUGAGAACAUCGUGACAUCCAAACGGGUGACGGUGGAUGAGGGUGGCUCAGCUUCCGUCCUCUGUACAGCAGUUGGCAAUCCUACACCGAACGUGACCUGGGUCAGACAGGAGGAUAACAGCAGCAACUCCGAGGUUCUCUCUUGGGGCAUCGGCGAAGCCAGACUCUCGAUCGAGGGGGCGACCAGAGCAGACACGGGAUUCUACCUCUGCCUUGCCUCCAACGUCGUCUCCAGGGCGGAGCCCGUUCGCGCGGCGGUCGUCGUGACUCAAACUCCAGAGGUUCCCGACGAAGUGGAAGAAGGCGCAGAAGAGUCCUACCUGAGUCCCUGGGCUCACUUGGGGGGGCGGAGGCCGCCUGGAGUGCAGCGUGAAAGCCGCCCUUCGCCCACUUUCAAGUGGACCAUCAACGAGGACCGAGUUUCUGCUAAAUGA